AUGGUCAAAAUUGUAACCAGAGGCGAAUCUAGAAAAAUAAAAGAUCGUGAACGAAAAACUGCCAAACGUAAAGACCAUUUAUUUCAAAAAUCAGAAAUUAAUAAAAACAGGAUCCGUAUAGCUAACCUUCGUAAAAAUGAAGAAUAUGUUCAAACAUCUAAUAUAAUGCGAAAAAAUCACCAAAAACAAAAGAGAAUUGAAUUCUGUAUUCCAAGUUAUCAUUCUGAUUAUUUAGACAUUCCUUC
This is a messenger RNA of Racocetra persica, 245 nucleotides long. The record is from the annotation of a GenBank genome assembly. NCBI's taxonomy places the organism in Eukaryota, Fungi, Glomeromycota, Glomeromycetes, Diversisporales, Gigasporaceae.